Messenger RNA from Aspergillus novofumigatus IBT 16806, 710 nucleotides. RefSeq lists its product as uncharacterized. The coding region runs from base 45 to 515 and encodes 156 amino acids. NCBI's taxonomy places the organism in Eukaryota, Fungi, Ascomycota, Eurotiomycetes, Eurotiales, Aspergillaceae. The transcript is spliced from 2 exons. The record is from RefSeq and is a predicted model, not a curated record.
CCAAAGCUUCUUCCAGCUCGCAUAAUCAGAAAUCAAAGGCCACCAUGUCACAGGUGGACCCUCUGAGUUUGACGCUUCUGUUCAAGAAGCACAAAACUACCGUGCUUUUAAUGCUUCCGCCCCACGAGACGAUCGCGACAGCCCAGGAGAUGCUUCUCAAAGCUCUCCAAUCGCGAGGUAUCAAGGAGAUUAACGGGGAUCAUAUACCCGAAGACUUCUCAGACAUUGAAUUUGGUGUUACGGUGGACAAGAACGACGUAGAAAAAGGAUGGUCGAAACUGGAGAUUGCGAUGCCGGAACUCGAGAACAGCGGAACAUCCAAACGAGGUGCUGGAAAGCGGACCAGUUUGAAAGCAGCAGAUAUACGGAAUGGACAAGUGAUCGCUUUCAGGUUUCGAAAGCCCCGUGAGCAACCCGAGAGAGAUGGCGACCUCGACAUUGACCUCGAGUUGGAGGAUCCUGGCUGGGACGUCGUUGUUCCAAGCCUUGAUGACGAGGAGGGAGAACCCAAUUAGCCAGGAAAGCGGUGGAGACUACUGCAUUUCGUCUGCUUCUUGCUUUUGGCGCUCGGCUGGGAUUAUGGGUCUACAAUGGUGUUCAUACGAUGCUUUGUACUAGAAGAUGGCAGGGCUUAUCUUCUUAUUUUAUGACGGACUUGAACCGUCCAGAAACGGAUACUGCAACAUGACGAUUGAAUGAAUGUGUGCCGC